AUGUCCAAGAUGAUUACCAGGAAUGGCGGGGUCCGCAACACUGAUGGGUCUGUUGGUGUUACCCUGGACAAGCCAAAGGAGACGACGGUGCUUACUGACGCUUCAGCAUCGACGGCUGUUAAGCGCACUAUUAACCUGUUCACAGAGGCGGACAAUGAUGCUCUUCAGCCAGUUGUGACAUCACAUGGUGUGAAGGAAGCGAUUCGAGACUUAGUUGCUGCCGGUGCCGGAGACAAAUCGCAGCAGUCGAAAGGCGCUGACAAGGUCACUACAACCAGUGGAGUGACAAGCGAGACUCUGCAGAAGGAGAAAGAUGAUACGGUUAAGAAGUCUUCUAAGCAUGACGACGAAGAGGAAAAUGACGGUUACCUCAGUGACGACCCUGAGGAGCGGUAUGAUGCGCAGGCGAAAAGUGAGGCUGCGCAGAGGAUUCGUUUCGCCAUCGUCCUGCUGAUCCUGAUCGCCUUCAAGUCGGAAGCGACGCGCGUGCAUGCGACGCUGGGCGCGCGGUUCAACAUAUGGAGGAAGGACCUGAACAUGGAGAUUCAGGCGACAACGAAAUUUCAGGAGCUGACGGCGUCGUUUCUGAACAAGAAGCAGUACUGCAGGCUGCAGGUCACAUUUGAGCGGGCUAGUGACACCAACUUCAUGUGGAAACACGGGAUCGUGCAUACCUGCAUCGACGGGAAGCGUAUUAACUUGGACUGGCAGCACCCGGUGGAUCCAGCUUACGUGAAGGCGCGUGCUGCGGAACCGCUGCUGGUCGAAGUUCUGUUUAAGGACCAUAAGUUCGAGGUCUGGAUGAAGCUUGUAUGGAGAGGCCAGAAGGAGACUAGUCCGGGGAUAUGGAGGUUCCCGGCGAGGCUGGCUAAGCGACGACCAGGGGUGGCGUCGGCAAUUGCAGAGGUGGUGCAACGCCACGAAGAUGGUGGGAGCGGCAACUUUGACAGGCUGUCAAGGAAUCUGGCAACUCGCCUGCGGAAAUUUGACAAGGAGGAGAACUAUACGGACGCGAGGGCUAUCAUGGAGACGACAACACGAUACUUCAAGGAGGCCUUCGAUGAGACCCCUGGGUCGGCGGAUGCAGAGGCCAAGUUGCAGUGGAUGCCCAGGGCGGUUCUGGAAGAGGCGUCUGCAGAAGUUUUAGCAAAAGACUUGAAGGAGGAAGAGGUUAAAAAGGCGAUCAGAGAGUUGGCGAACGAUAAAUCUCCGGGGAGGGCCGAAGGAGUUGUUUCGCAGCCAUUGGGAGGUGUUGAGGGGAUGAGGAUGGUGAGAGAGUUUGUGGCUACUGACAAGUUGCCGGAUGUCACCGUGCUAAUGUACAAUAAGGGAGCGAAGACUGACGUCAAGAACUACAGGCCUAUCACGUUGCUGACAAGCAUCUACAAGAUAUUAACAAAAGUGGUGGCGACAAGAAUGAAAGCGAUUCUGCACCAGGUUAUCUCAGGAGAGCAAUACGGAUUCUUAACUGGGAGGCGACUCACGGAUGCGGUGCCAAUGAUGGCGAGCCUGAUCGAUACAGCAAAACAUAAGCACAAGGACUGGUAUCUUAUGAUGGUCGAUUUCAAGAAGGCGUACGACUCUGUACGCGGGGUGCAUGAUGAAGACGAUAACAUGUAUGGGCUUCCCACCGCGUUUCGUAUGCUGGAUCGAGGCCCUCCACAGAUGGUAGAAGAGCGGAAGCUGGGCAUCGGGGAAAAAGGAUGUGAGAGGGUGACAUACGUGGGGUAUGUGGACGAUACCACCUUGUUGCUGAACGGGGAGCAACAAUUAAAGGAGGCACAUAAAAUGUUGCGGGAGUAUGCAGUGAUGUCGGGGCUGAAAGUCAACGUCGCAAAGUCCGCGAUCCUGCCACUGGGGAAGAACAUCAACAAGCCGGCACUGGCGGGGCUAGAGUACAAGUGGGUCGGCAAAGACGGGCAGAAAGGUUGCUUGGAGGCGGUGGGCGUGUUGAGCAGGUGGCAAUCAAAGUAUCUCACGACAGAGGUGAGGGUGACCAUCAUCAAUAGUUACGUGCUGCCAGUGUUCCUCUUCCAGGCGCAGAUGUAUCCGCCUGAUGACCUGCUGUGGAAGAAGGUGGAGACUCUACUGGAAAAUUUCAUAUCAGCUAAUCAUGCGAACACGGAGAAGCAUUUCCGGCUCUGGAGUGGAGGCUUGAUGUACGCACCGGGAGAGCAAGGAGGCUUGGGUGUGAUAGAUCCGAGAGGAAGGAUCGACAGCAUUGCGUUGAGAUGCGUGGGGCUUGCACUGAUUCAGGGGUGCCCGCUCAGGCGCAGGGUGACUGAAAGCGCGCCAGGUUUGGCGUUAUGGUGGGCAACGCUGUACACGCACAAGGCAGUGCUCAAAGGGGGGAUGAUUUAG
Molecule: messenger RNA, 2361 nt
Organism: Closterium sp. Yama58-4
Lineage: Eukaryota; Viridiplantae; Streptophyta; Zygnematophyceae; Desmidiales; Closteriaceae
Source: the annotation of a GenBank genome assembly